Molecule: messenger RNA, 2559 nt
Organism: Brienomyrus brachyistius
Lineage: Eukaryota; Metazoa; Chordata; Actinopteri; Osteoglossiformes; Mormyridae
Product: TBC1 domain family member 15
Exons: 10
Coding region: 247-1674 (475 amino acids)
Biological process (GO): activation of GTPase activity
Molecular function (GO): GTPase activator activity
Source: RefSeq, a predicted model, not a curated record
CAUAUGACUCGCGGGAGUGGGGGCGGUGAGGUUUGCGCUAAUGGGGGCACUUGUAGUCAGCCGCAAAAGUAGUUGGCGAUUUAAGUAAAAAAAAAAAAAAAGUAAGUAAGAAAGACGUUUCGUACUAAACAAACUUUACAUUUAUAUUUGCGGAAAGCACAAAGGCAUCGGGGAUUUCUCAUUUAUGCAUAUGCAAAAUCAGCUUCGUGGGAAUAAUUUAAUUUUUGUGAAGGAAUCGUCAGACCUAUGGACAUAAUGGAAACUCCGCAGACAAAUGGAGGUGUGUUACCUGACCGUAAUCUCCCAGGUUUAAGAGUUGAUGGAAAAUAUUACCGGGGAAAAAACGAAUCGGAGAGCGAAAUCAGCACGAGGGUUCCUGUUGUGACCUGUGUAUCAUCGGUGUGCGCACCUUCUUCAUGCAAUGUGCGCCUCUGUCUACCUGGAAUCAUGGAUUCAGAGGGGAGAGUAGACGGGUCCAGGCUACGCACGUACAUAUUCAAAAACGGUGGAGUUUCUCCUUCAGAACGUGGCCAAGUGUGGCGUUUCCUGUUUGGCGUGUACCCCUGUGGUUCCACCACGUCUGAGCGCUCUUUGCUGCAUGAACAGCUAGCUGUGAGAUACCACGUUAUGAAGAGGAAAUGGCAACAGCUACUUCCUGCUGCCGUGUGCAUGCGUCUCAAUGGCACGGACGCUGAGCUGGUGGCAGCCGUGAGGUACUUCGAACAGAGGAAAGAGAAGGUGAAGCAGCAGUGUGAAAAUCAGAGCCAGGAGCUCAGGGAAAUACUCUCCUUUCUGGAGCUACAGGCACAGGUGAUGCUGGAGCGUGUCUCCUUUGAUUUGGAGGAGCUGCAAGAAGCUGUACGCAUCAUUGACAAAGAUGUUCCUCGGACAGACAGGGACCUUGAUUACUACCUGGGAGAAGGUUCCAGCAAUCUCCUGGUGCUGCGUGAGAUUCUGAUCACAUUUGCAGCUUUUCAUCCAGAGGUCAGUUAUGCCCAAGGAAUGAACGAUCUAUGCAGCCGGAUCCUGGAGGUCAUGGACUCCGAAGUGGACACCUACUGGAGCUUCUCCUGCUACAUGGAGAGGUUCUCUCGGGACUUUUGUGCAGAUGGCCUGCGUCGGAAGAUUGAGCUAGAGGCCGAGCUACUGAAGGAGCUGGACCCCCAGCUCCACGCUCAUCUGGUCACGGACAGCAUGGAUAAGCUCACCUUCUGCCACAGGUGGCUGCUGCUGGGCUUCCAGCGGGAGUUUGAGCACAUCGAUGCCCUGAGGCUCUUUGAGAUCCUGAGCUGUGACCACCUAGAGCUCAUCUCUCAGCGGGUGGAGAAGGCCUGGUAUCAGGAACGGCUGGCCUGCAAGCACAGCCUGGAGGACAAGCCAGUAUUAGAACGGACUGGCAUCAACCAGGAGUUCACGUUUGAGCUGUUCAUCUGCGCCACAAUUUUAUUGGAGCACAGGGAGACACUCCUCAAGUGUCAAAAUGAGUCACAGCUGAUCCAUUUUGCUAACAGCCUACAGGGCAUGUUGGAUCUGAAUUAUACCUUGAAGAAGGCAGAGGAACACUUCUACAACUACUGUAAGCGAUCUGCCUGUGACCCCUGCAAUGGACCCUCCGAGCCUGGCAAGAAUAAAGAGGAGCUCUUCAUCCAGCACCUUCGCAGCUUCUUCUCCUGAGGGCAGACCAUGUCUGUUACAAGGGUGGAUCCAGUGCUGCUUUUCUAGAAACUCCUGUCUUUCAUGUGCCCUCUUGCAACUAUGAACGUAUGUUAAUACCUCUGGACUAAUGGGGACAUAACACCAUUCUGAGUGUUACACAGAAUUGAAAGAAAGGUCGUGGCAUCACCUCCUUAUUUUGCUGAAAAUGGCAGUAACCCAUGGUGUGUGGCGCAGUGGAUUAGGGUGCUGUGCUUGUGAUUAGAAGGUUUCCAGUUCAAAUCCUAGGGUCAACAGAGUGAUUUCACCAUGGCGUCCCUGAGCAAAGCCCUUAACCCCAAUUGCUACAGGGAUUGUCUCACCCUGCCUUCACAGAGCAAAGACAAUGUUUAGUUAGAAACACCUGCUUAAUUAAUAAGGUGUAAUACAUAAUAUACUUCAGACUGACAUAUAAUAAAUAGUGAAAUCACUUUUGCAAAGUUUGUAACAAUAUAUAAGAAGCUUCAGUUGGAUGCAUGAUUCUUCAGUCAGGCAUUAGGUGACCACACAUCACUUACUGCAAACUUAAUAUUAGCAGGAGCUUUAUAUGCCAAGCUUCCGUUCCUGAAAUAGAAAAACUUGGGCCAGGUGGUGCUUGUUCCAGAAGAGUCCAGACCUCUGCUUAUAUGUCAGCUACACAGAAAUAGCCAUGGCACAGAGUUCCCCACUGACCUCCCUUAAGGUUGUAACGAACUUAAAUGGAGCCCCUUGGUGUCUAUUUCCCAUUCACACUGAUCAAUUAUAGAAAAUUGAAGGCUGUGUAAUUAUGAUCAUACUGUUGGACAAUUGUAAUGCUUAUGAAUGUGGGAUGUCUCGUAACUUUAAUUUAUUAUAUGUAGACUAUUGUAAUUAAAUUGUCUAAAACUA